GGCUCGAUUGCUCUUGCCUCAGUAGGCUGAUGCGUUUUCUCUUUAAGGAACUGAGUCCAGUUACCCAGUUGUCAACAGGCUGAGCGAGAAAACGAGUCGUUGAUAUAACUUGGUACGUGGAACUGAUAAUACUAACCUUACUGUACGUUACCGUGUUGAGGAAAUCGCCUUGUCUCUUUCGGUUUUGUUCAGACAAAACAAACAUGACGUCCCCCUGACACGAAGCCCCCUGAGCAUCGUGGAAAUGUGAAACUUGACACUCCAGCAGACCGAUGCAAGUCCCAGGCUGGAUUGAAUGGCACUGAGGAUACAAGACUGCAACUCAGUUGGAGUACUGCAAUGACCAGCAAGCAUCAUAGCCAUGCAGAGAGCGCUCACUCCGCAGAAAAAAAGUCACUCACCGUGUCCCCCAAGCUCCAUGUCCAGCGAUCACUGUCGAAGGAGAACAUCACCAUUCACUUCUCAGCUCUUGGGAAGGAGGAAGAGGAGGAGGAAGAGGAGCUGUACAUGACAUCUGUUUCUGCUACCUCAGCCACUCAGGAUAACUCAAACAUUGUGACAGCCCUAGAAGCUAGUGAGGAGAUGUUCGACGCAGUGGCACCUGACUCUGAAGCUGAAGUUUCUGCCAUCCCUGAAUCAUCCAGACCUUCUCUGGUUUCUAAACGUCACACUAACACUUCACCGACACACACUCCAUCAUCAUCGUCAUCAGCAUCAUCGUCAUCAUCGCAUGUUUCUGAGAAAAAAGGCGCAACUUCCAACUCCUCUCCUACGAAAUCUUUAAGCUUCCCCUCCAGUGACAAACCCUUCCUCAAUUUGGUGAAGUCUCUCUCCUCUGAUAUGGAGACACGUGAGGGGAUCCCGCCUGUUGCUACUCCCACAGUGAGACACAGGCACCUGAUGAAGAACUUUGUCAAAUCUUUAUCUUCAGAUACAUCCCAGGACACAUCCACAUCCUCCUCCACACCCUAUCGUCUUCCAGAGUCCCGCCUUAACCUGCAACUCUUCAAGCAAUUCACACAGUCUCGGGCUUCGUCUGGAGCAACGUCAUCAGCAAGUGAUUCUAAAACAGCCCCCUCUUCUCCGUUAACCUCCCAGGAUAACCGCAGCUUCUUCAAGGUCUCGGAGGUUGAGGCCAAAAUCGAAGACACCAAGCGGCGUCUCUCGGAGGCCAUCUCUGAACCGCUCCAGCUGCUGAGUAAGAUCAUGGAUGAAAAGAGUGUCAGCCUGGGGAGCAGCAGCAUCUACCGUCCCAAGGCCCUCUCUGCCAAUGCGACGGAACUCUCCAACAUAUCAUCAGUCAAUGGUCACCUGGAGAGCAACAACAAUUACUGCAUCAAGGAGGAGGAAGGAGGGGACUGGGAGGCUGAGAGCCCAAAUAGCGAUGCUUCUGGUCCAGCAGAUGCGUCUUCCUCCUCCACCUGUGUAGACACUAAGUGCCCCAACAAAUCAUCUGCUCUCUCCAUGUCACUGGACAAAUGCUCCAUGUCGGCUCUCGCUAAACAAGAAGAUGAGGAAUAUUGCAUUCUUUACAAUGGAGACUUUGAGACAUGCAAUGAAACAGACAGUAACAGUUUGAACAGAACUGAUGAAACUGGAAGCCAAACUAAAGUGCCACUCAGUGGUAGUACUGAACCCUGCAGUGAAGAUGAAUCUGAAAGUAUUGAGCCUGCACCCAGUGUUCCACACUAUACCCUCAUCCUCCUUACUGUACUAGUCUAUGGGUGCUUUGUUUUACCUCUGCCUAGUUACAUAGGAGGAGUGCUGCUUGGGAUUGGGCUGGGAUUCUUUUUAGCCAUUGGUGUUGUGUGGUUGACGGGACCAAAACCUUCUGGCAGGAGUUUUAGACAUUCCAGACAAUAUGGGAAAUUAUGGAAUCUGGCCAAGAUGGACAUUAAGGAACCAGAAAUCUAUAAGGGCUGGAUGAAUGAGAUCUUAAACUACGACCCUGAGACAUACCAUGCCACACUGACUCAGUCUGUGUUUGUCCGAUUGGAGGGCUCCAUCAUUCGCCUGUCCAAACCCAAUCACAACAUCGCACGCCGCGCAACUCACAAUGAACCAAAACCUGAUGUCAAUUACAUCAGUCAGAAGAUCUAUGACCUCACUAACAGCAAAGUAUAUUUAAUGCCUCCGAGUCUGGCCAGGAAGCGUUUAUGGAACAAAAAAUACCCCGUCUGCAUCGAACUCGGCAAACAGGAUGACUUCAUGUCUAAGGCUGAGGGUGAAAAGUGGGAGCCCAGUGAGAGCCCCAACACAAAGGAAAGAGGGGAGGUCACGGGAAUUACACAGGAUCGGCGGUCCUCAUCCAGCAGAGACCUGACUCUCUAUCUGUUUGGACGGACGGGGAGGGAGAAGGAGGAGUGGUUCCAGCGGUUUCUUUCAGCCUCUAAGCUCAAGGUGGAUUUGAAGAAAGCUGUGAGCAUGGUCACGUGUAAGAGUGUGCCCACAGCUCUGAGCUCUCACAGUCGCAGCGGCAGCCGCAGCAGUUUGGAUGAACUUGCAACUCAGCCCAGGUCCAAGGACUCUUCAGCCUCCUCAACAACAGCAGGCAGUGCCAAAACUAAGCCACUAUUAGAAUACAGUGUGUACAUGGCCUCCAUACUGCCAAAGCAGGCAGCAGUCAGUCCUGCAGCUGCCAGCCCUGCUCCCUUGAGUCCUCAGAACAGCCCCGGGUCUGACAAGAAGCUUCAGACUACGACUUCAACUCCAGUGCAGCUCAGUGUCGAGGAGGACGAUAAUGUUGCCUGGGUUAACGCAGCACUUGGCCGGGUCUUCUGGGACUUCCUGAGUGAGCCACACUGGGCAGAACUGGUCUCCAAUAAGAUUCAGAUGAAGCUCAGCAAGAUACGGUUGCCGUACUUCAUGAAUGAGCUGACCCUGACAGAACUGGACAUGGGCUCGGCCACUCCCAGAAUCAUGGGGGCAUCCAAACCCUCCAUUGACUACAGAGGUCUCUGGUUUGACUUGGAGCUCUCCUACAGCGGUUCUUUCCUGAUGACCCUGGAAACCAAAAUGAACCUCAUCCGCCUGGGUAAAGAGGGAGAGAGCGUCCGCUUAGGGGAAUUUGGCAAAGAUGGAUACAGACCGAGGACUUACUGCCUAGCAGAUAGUGAUGAAGAGUCGUCCAGCGCUGGCUCAUCAGAUGAAGAAGACCUCUCAGAGCUGUCAAAUGACUCUGCUGGAGCAGAGGGAUUCAUCGGAGGUCACAAAUCCAGCAAAAUAAUGCGCUUCGUGGACAAGAUCACCAAGUCCAAAUACUUCCAGAAGGCAACAGAAACUGAGUUCAUCAAGAAGAAGAUGGAGGAAGUGUCCAACACGCCGCUUCUGCUCACAGUUGAGCUGCAGGAACUCCAGGGAACUCUGGCUGUCAACAUCCCUCCUCCACCCACAGACAGGAUCUGGUAUGGUUUCAGGAGACCCCCUCACCUGGAGCUCAAGGCCCGACCUAAACUGGGAGAACGAGAGGUCACUCUGGCUCAUGUUACAGACUGGAUAGAGAAAAAACUGGAUCAGGAAUUCCAGAAAAUAUUUGUAAUGCCAAACAUGGAUGAUGUAUGGCUGACCAUCAUGCAUUCUGCCAUGGACCCACGCACAGCUGGCGGACCCUUUGUUGGCCCUGCAGUGGACCCAGGGUCCUCCCCACCAGAGAAGGACAGCACCAGCCAGCCAUGAAGAUUGUUUACAGUAUUUCCCAGAGCUUAGAACUGGAGCCAAAGCUAAUGGGUUGGAUGCUACUUUGAAAAAAACACAUUCCUCUAGUGAGUGGGUUUCUUAUCCACAUUAAGAAGACCGUGUGAAUUUGAAAGGACACAGUAGAGAUGAUCGAGGAUACACUAAAGACAAACUGUUGCCUGCUGCUCUGUUCAGUAGUAUUUAUCUUGAAGAGGGAGAGGUGAUUUGUCUGUGAGGGAUUUAUGGAACAGUAAGGACCUAUUGAAUAGGGACUGAUGAAUGAAGAGAGUCUUGUGUCCUAAAUAGAUUGCCUAAGUUAAUAAGGGGAAUAAAUAAGUAUAACAUGUCUUAUGAACACGUAAAUGUGUGAGCAUUCACCAGAUACCUUACAGCCUGUGGAUUAACAUUUUGCUCAGGCUAGAGAGUGAAGUAGAGCAUAGUCACCCCUUAAUGAGAAAUAUAGCAAGUGUAGUGGAUGGUUCUAAGUGAAGGAUUAUUUUGUGGCGGAAGGUAAGAAUUUCCAUUGUAGAAACUGCAUCAAGUGUUACCAGGUUUUAAAAAAUCUGUACUGGAAGAUACUUGAUGUUAGGUUAAGUUUCUGUAAGAAACUUGAACCCUCAAGCGUCAUUGUGUUGAUGGUUUUUGAUCGGGUGUCUACAGUCAACAGUAUUCAUUAGUGCUGUUACAACACACUCAACACUUACCUUUACUCCUCAACACCCCUCUUUUUUUUAUACCAAUGAUGCCCUUAUCCACGUCUGUAUGGAAAUAUUGCGUUAAAAUGAACAUAAACGUUCUAAGAAGUACUAAUGGCAAAUACACAAACACAAAAAGUGCAAUGAUAUAAAUGCUGCAUAGGCUUUAGUGAGAUCCUGUAUGGAUGUAAUAUAAAAAUGUAUGUCUGAUGAGAAAUAUGAUGCCUAAAUCACAACUAUUGAAUGUAUAUUUGACAAAGUUUUUAGCCUCUAUUGUUAUUGUAUGACAUCAGUUUUCACCCAGUCACGUUUUGACUGUAACAUGAAAGUUAUUGCACAAGUACAAGUUUUACACUUCGUUCAUGAUAAACACUAUCUCAUCUCGCAUAUCCUUCAUGUCCAGAUAUGAAGUGCAGUGGUUCUGUUCUGGGAGUAGCAGACAGUGUAAUUAUCUAUACAUCAUUAUACCUAAUGGUGUUAAUGCUUUGACAGAGCAGAUAUUGUUAGACCAACCCUAAUAUGUGACAGUGCUUUAAAAAGACUCUAUACUGUUUUCAAAACUAUUCUAUGAGGUUAAGGUACAUACUGUAUAGUAGAGCCAAGAAUGUAUAGUUUAUCUACAUGUUCCUUCUCUGGAAAUACCUUUUGACCUGUGUCAUGUUCCUUAUCUGAACCACAGCCCUUAAUUAGGCCUUUAGGUUCAGAUCUUUCUCUCUGCUCAAUGGUACGCACCCAGAAAUGACAUUACCAUGUAAGGUAAAUUUAACAAUGUGCUACAAUACCUUCAUUAACAUUGUUUACAGGAAUUCUCACCUUAAUUUAAUUUGUUGCUCUACUAGGAUACUAAAGCAUUGUACCACUCAAUAGAUGUGUUUCUGUAUGAUUGUCUCUCCCCUUAUGCCUUGGUUGCCAUUUGUUUAUAAAUGACUACAUGAGAUGGGUUAUGGUAGUAUUUUUGUCUACUGCUUUGGAAUAAACAGAAUGAAAUACAUUUUUCAAGGAUAUAUGAAGACAUGCCAUGAUUUAUAUCUGUGAAACAAUGUCUUUUUAUCAUAUGUUAAGGCCAAAUUCAGUGAUUCUGUGUUCAUGCCUUAUUUAUAGAGCAAAAUAAAUCUGUCAGUGCAAGCUU
Molecule: messenger RNA, 5499 nt
Organism: Notolabrus celidotus (New Zealand spotty)
Lineage: Eukaryota; Metazoa; Chordata; Actinopteri; Labriformes; Labridae
Product: testis-expressed protein 2-like
Exons: 13
Coding region: 340-3675 (1111 amino acids)
Cellular component (GO): endoplasmic reticulum
Molecular function (GO): lipid binding
Source: RefSeq, a predicted model, not a curated record